CCAAAAGCGAAUUUCCUUCCCAUUUACAGAGAGAGAAAAAUACUCCCACUCCUAGAGAGAGAGAGAGAGAGAAAUGAUUUGGUUGCAUUUGGAUAUCAUUUGAGUUUCAUCUCGCACUUUCCACCUUCCUCCUAUAUUACACAUCUGCACGUACAAACGCAAAGUUUCCUGCAAAAUUUCUAGAGAGAGAAACAAGGGGGAGAGAGAGAGAGAGAGAUUCACAGAUUCAUACGAAUGGAGACGAGUCUCGUGAGUCAGUAUUAGAAACUGAACGAGAAGAGAAAGAGGAAAAAAACACGAGUCUACGACAUCGUUUCACAGCCCGAUCCAGAUCCAAACCCUAACCCUAACUCUCUAUUCGCUCCCUUAUUCUAGAUCGAUUCGAUCGACGAUCGGCGUACAGAUCGGAGAUAGAGAGGGAUACAUAUAGAGAGAGAGGGAGAGGAGAGAGAGAGAAUGCCUACGCAGGGGGAUCUGGACCGUCAGAUCGAGCACUUGAUGGAGUGCAAGCCGCUGACGGAAGCGGAGGUGAAGACGCUGUGCGAUCAAGCCAGAGCUAUCCUGGUGGAGGAAUGGAAUGUGCAGCCGGUCAAGUGUCCGGUGACGGUGUGCGGCGAUAUUCACGGCCAGUUUUACGAUCUGAUCGAGCUGUUUCGGAUAGGCGGAAACGCGCCCGAUACGAAUUACCUUUUCAUGGGGGAUUAUGUUGAUCGUGGGUACUAUUCAGUGGAGACUGUCACACUUCUAGUGGCUCUGAAAGUUCGAUAUAGGGACAGAAUUACAAUCCUUAGAGGAAAUCAUGAGAGCCGGCAAAUUACCCAAGUGUAUGGUUUCUAUGAUGAAUGCUUGAGGAAGUAUGGAAAUGCCAAUGUCUGGAAGUAUUUUACUGACCUUUUUGAUUAUCUGCCCCUUACAGCACUAAUUGAGAGUCAGAUUUUCUGUUUGCAUGGUGGACUUUCGCCGUCUUUGGAUACGCUAGACAAUAUCCGAGCCUUGGACCGUAUACAGGAGGUUCCACAUGAAGGGCCAAUGUGUGAUCUAUUGUGGUCUGAUCCAGACGAUCGAUGUGGGUGGGGAAUAUCUCCACGUGGAGCUGGUUAUACUUUUGGACAGGACAUAGCGGCUCAGUUCAACCAUACCAAUGGGCUCACUCUCAUCUCAAGAGCCCACCAGCUUGUCAUGGAGGGUUACAAUUGGUGUCAGGAAAAGAAUGUGGUGACAGUCUUUAGUGCUCCUAACUACUGUUACCGAUGUGGGAAUAUGGCUGCCAUACUGGAAAUCGGGGAAAACAUGGAGCAGAAUUUCCUUCAGUUUGAUCCAGCACCUCGACAAAUUGAGCCAGACACUACGCGCAAGACUCCAGAUUAUUUUUUGUGAUCUCUCGAAGCAUCAAUCGGCUGUUAGUAAUUGUUGCUUGCCCUCGUUUCAACGUAGAUGUGUCUUAAGAGAGAAGUUUUUGUUGUUUGAGGGUUUCAUUGUCAACAUCAUUCUUUCGGUUGGAGUUUGCCCUGCUGCUGCUGACUUUGAUUAUGUGCUCAAAGGAACUCGAGACCUAAUCGAAGGCGCCGUGUCUUUGUUUUUAUUUUCCCUUGUAUAUUUUUCGAGAGGAGGAAGCAGCAAUAACGUGGUAUAUUGUGUUCCUGUAAUUUCGCAAUUUAAGGUAGAAAUCAGAUUUUGGCCGCGAGGGAGAUGCAUGGGAUUGGUUUCUUACACCUUGCAACCUGCCGUCUUUAUAGUUUCUGUAAUUGAGAUAUCAAUGUUUCUAAUCUUGCUGUAGAUUGGAAUUUCACUGGGGUGGUGGUGUGCUUAUUUCUAUUGAAAAGGAAGGCGCGUGGUUCGUUUCCCUUCAA
Molecule: messenger RNA, 1850 nt
Organism: Rhododendron vialii
Lineage: Eukaryota; Viridiplantae; Streptophyta; Magnoliopsida; Ericales; Ericaceae
Product: serine/threonine-protein phosphatase PP2A catalytic subunit
Exons: 6
Coding region: 457-1377 (306 amino acids)
Biological process (GO): peptidyl-serine dephosphorylation; mitotic cell cycle
Cellular component (GO): cytoplasm
Molecular function (GO): protein serine/threonine phosphatase activity
Source: RefSeq, a predicted model, not a curated record